Molecule: messenger RNA, 1982 nt
Organism: Carica papaya (papaya)
Lineage: Eukaryota; Viridiplantae; Streptophyta; Magnoliopsida; Brassicales; Caricaceae
Product: F-box protein At5g46170
Molecular function (GO): protein binding
Source: RefSeq, a predicted model, not a curated record
UCCUCUGCUCUGUAAAGACAAAACCCGUGGAUCUAUCUCAUCCCACCAUUUCUUUCUCUCUCUUCUUCCCCUCCAGAUUAGAUUCCUCUCUCUCUCUCUCUCUGAGCAAACCAUGCCUUCCUUAUCUCUCCUCAGAUCUACACCAAACUACCUCUUCACCUUCCUGAUCUGAUCCUCACUUCAGUCCUCGUUCUCUUUUAAUUUCUUCCAUACCCACACACCCAACUCUCUCUUUUAAUUUUUUCACGGAAAUGGCUGCAUCUGCUCGUCCAGAUCCCACUUCCAGAAUCCACCCAGAACCAGAAUCCUUACACAUCGACCUCUUCGACCGUCUCCCGGACCCUCUCCUCCUCCUCGUCUUUAACAAGAUCGGAGAUGUCAAAGCUCUCGGUCGCUGCUGCGUCGUCUCUCGUAGAUUCCACUCCCUUGUUCCUCAAGUCGAGAACGUUCUAGUCCGUGUCGACUGUGUUAUCUCCGACGACGAUUCUUCUCCGUCUUCCUCUUCGUCUUCCUCCUCCGACAAGUCUCGUUCAGCUGCUUCCUUCGCCAACAUCUUUCGUUUCGUCUUCGGUGGGAUUGUCAAGCCUCUUCAAGCUCUCGGUCAGUUCCUUGGUCCCAAAAGAUCCUCUCUCAUCAGCCCAUCUGGAUCCUGCGCUUCCUUGGCUUCUUCCUCUUCCUCCUCUUCUUCUCUCUCCGUUGGAAGCGACGACGAUGGAGAAAUCGACCAAGGGGGCGUCACGCACCACUCGCCAACUCAAGUUCUUAAAAAUUUCAACGAGAUUCGCUUCCUCCGAAUCGAGCUCCCAAGUGGAGAAUUGGGUAUAGACGACGGCGUUUUGUUGAAAUGGAGAGCUGAUUUUGGUUCUACUCUCGACAACUGUGUUAUUCUCGGCGCCGCCUCGGUUAUUUCCAACAGUCAGCAAGUCAAGGGUUCUCGCUCUUGGGAGAAUGGAGCUGAUGGGUUUUGCUCUGUUAGUGACGAUAAUGGCAGCAUUCCUGAGUCGUUUUACACUAAUGGAGGAUUGAAAUUAAGGGUUGUUUGGACGAUUAGUUCGUUGAUAGCAGCGUCGGCAAGGCAUUACUUACUUCAGCCGAUAAUUGCAGAGCAUAAGACUCUUGAUAGUCUGGUUCUGACCGAUGCAGAUGGGCAAGGAGUGUUGUGUAUGAACAGAGAUCAGCUUGAGGAGUUGAGAGUGAAGCCAUUAUCGGCUUCUUCUGCUUCUAAGAGGACGCUUGUUCCAGCGUUGAACAUGAGGUUAUGGUAUGCGCCUUAUUUGGAAUUACCUGAUGGGACUGUGUUGAAGGGGGCAACUCUUGUGGCGAUUAGGCCUAGUGAGCAGUCUGCGUCGAAGAAAGAGGUUUCUGAUGGGUCUUGGGUUUCCACCGCGUUUGAGGAGCCGUAUGGGACUGCAGCGAAGAUGCUAGUCAAGAGGAGGACUUACUGUUUGGAAAUGAACUCCUUUUAACGAGAUCUGAGAUAUUGUUGCAUCUCUUCCUCGGCUACCCGUACACAUUAUAAACGAUGCAAGUUGAAACGGGUUUUCAGGAGUCAGAUAUAUAUCAAAUGGAGAAGGGGAAUAUGAAUGUUUUGCUUUUGGAAACCAGAGAAUCAGAAACAAUUUUGUUCAAUGCGAAGCCUACAGUAGUGCAGUCUUCUGUGAAGCUGAAUAUUGAUAUGAGCUACUGCAUAAAUCGUCCAUCACGGGUCUAUAGCUUGGUCCAUCACGGGUCUAUAGCUUGAUUUUAACCCUUUUGUGAUUAAACAUCUGAAAUGCAUUUGCUGGCUGUUUUUAUUUGAAGCAUAUGCUUGUAAGAGUGCACGCCUGCAACUACUUGAUGUUGUAAGAGCUUCUGAAAUUUGUAGCUGUUUUCUUUCAUCCAUAAUCUCUGUAUAUGUGAAUAUUGUAGGUAUGGACAUGUUAUGCUUAUGUUAUAUACUUCUCAAGUUACAUCGAGCAAUAUACUCUUAAUUGAGCUCUGAA